Molecule: messenger RNA, 4474 nt
Organism: Diorhabda carinulata
Lineage: Eukaryota; Metazoa; Arthropoda; Insecta; Coleoptera; Chrysomelidae
Product: pleckstrin homology-like domain family B member 1
Exons: 16
Coding region: 257-4087 (1276 amino acids)
Molecular function (GO): protein binding
Source: RefSeq, a predicted model, not a curated record
AGAAACAUCCGUGAUUCUAUAAGCAGAAGAAGCACAAUGCAAUUUCAAACAGAGACAACCAAUCUUCGAAGUUUGUUUUGUAGUAUGAUCGGAUUGGUUUCAAUUUUUCUGUUUACAUUUUAGUCAUAGUCGGUGCUUGUUGUGUACGAGGUGCGCGUGUAUUUCAAAAGUUUCGAACUUUUUUAUAAUACGAAAAUAUGAAACAAUUGUAUGUGUUUUGAACUUUACAGAAUUUCAAUUGCUUCCAAACCCAGGAAUGUCUGGAGUCACUCUGGCGAGUGGUGGCCAUGCAACCACCUUGGGUGCCGGUAGCCCGGGGGCGUUAGAAUUGACAGACGCCUCUGGAGGCCGUGCUCUUAAACUCCAAACGGAUACUCCGCAUUUGGUCAGCAUAGGAGGAGAUCGUUUAAGUACAUCAGUCACUUUACAUCCCAUUCCACAAGGUCGUGUUACAGUUGGAAGCGGUUCCGGAGUUGAUAUCCCCAUCCAAGGCACAGGAGUACAAUCUCUACAUUGUCAUAUCGAAAACAGCGAGGGAAUCGUGACCAUAUACCCUUUAUCCGAAUAUCUUUCUAUUGAUGGGGUGAGGGUUACUACCCCUACGAGAUUAUCUCAAGGUUGUAUGCUUACAUUCGGAAGAUCUAAUUACAUGCGAUUCAAUCACCCAGCUGAAGCGAAACUUAUGAAAUCGGUGCUACCAAAUCCAAGAAUCUCGAUGGCUCCAAUUAAUUUUGAACCGGACAACUCAUUCAUGAGUAAAUUCAACAAGAAACCACCCGUGGCACCGAGGAAAAGUCCUAGAGAAUCUCUAUCGGAUAGCGGUAGCGAGGAACCUCCUUCCAGUAUAAUGACCAAAGUAUCUAAAUUCGAAUAUCUGGCAGCUCAAAAUUACAAGAAAUCUAUUUCGCCGAAAGUUUUUCCUUCAAAUGUGGCAACAGUAAACACUCCCGUCAAGGACGUCAUAGGUAGAGCCCCUCCGGAUCUAACUAGCUUCGCAAAAAAUUUACCCCAAAGCGCUCUAAAUUACGCGGAGCUCAACAGCAAUGAAAAACUUCAAUGCAAAAACCAUUCCCAACCGACGUUUUCGAAAAAAUCUCACCAAAGUCAAUACGUCAACGUCACCGUACACGAAACGAAAAACAUCAACAAUAGAGUCAUCAUAUUCGAAAACGGUUGCAUUCCCAAAAACCAAAGCGUCAAUUUCGACAACAAUGAUUUGAAUAAUAAAACUUCGGGUAGCAGUAAAAAUAUAAAUAUCAACAGAAUAGCGACUCCCUCUCCUAACUUCAAUAGAAAUCCCAAUUUUUUUAGAAGCGUCACCCCUAACCCCAUCCCCAAUGGACCUAAAUUUGAUCACAGGCGAAGCGGAUCGUUAGGAGAAUUGGCCGACUUUAACUAUGAAGGUUACGAGGAAAUGGAACGCAGGAAAUACGACGCGGAAAUAAAAAGGAACCAGGCGCAACAGGAUAGGAUCAAAGAACAGGAAAUAGAAAAGGCGGAACAACAAAGGUUGGAAGAAAUAUUAAAUAUGUGCGCGGAAUACGAGAAACAACAGUGUGAGAAAAGCAAACCGAUGACGCCUAAUAGGAUCAAGACUAACGGUUCCCUUCCAAGAGAUAAAAGAGGGCAAUAUGGUCCGCCGCCGUCUCCAAGUUAUAGUUCGACACCGCCUCCAUCUCCUUUAGACAUUCUUCAUAAUGAACUAAUCAAACAAUCUGGUAAAACCAAUUACGAAAACGUCAAUUUAACAUAUAGUCCUCCGAAUGGCGUCAACUAUGAAAAUGUCGACUUGAUGACGACAGACCAAGAAUUACGAGGUGUUGAGCGAAAAAGUCCUUACGAAAACGUUUACCUGCAACAUAAUCCUCCAGGGUCUUAUCCAACUUCGCCGAGAACAAGAAUCAAAACGUUUGUUACAUCAAAUAGAGACAAUACAAUAAAAGAGACCGGCGAAAUUAUCGACAACAAAUUCGCCAUCUUACAAGCAGAGCAAAUAUUACUGAGAGAAGCCGAGGAAAUUCUCAAACAAAAUCUACACAAUUCCAGGGAAUUUCCGCCGGAUCAUGAUAUCUUCGACUUCCCUAGUGAAAAAUCCACUCCGACGAAGUUCGUUUUUCCAAUAGAAAAUGUUUUGGAUAGUUCGAAAGAAGCUUCUUCUCCAGUUGAUAAUAAUUUACAAAUGGAUAAAGUGAUCGAUCAAAAUGGUACUAACGAAUUUAGCAAGAAAAAAUGUAGCGAUCACGAUCAAGAGGAUAGGAAAAGAUUCGAACAAUUGAGAAAAGAGAAGAAGGACAUUCUAUCGGUUAUGUCGAGAAUAAAAAGGCAGAUGGCAGAAAUCGAGACACAAGAAGAAGAAUUACAAAGAGAAACGGAAUUGGAAAAAGCUUUAAUAUCAGGAGAAUACAAAUCAAAAUUAUUGGAAUUGGAAAAAACCGAAACUAGAAAACAGAAACUUCAAAAACGAUCGCAGAAUAUAGAAGAAAACAUGAAAGACUGUCAAAGGAAACAAGAAGAAGACCAAAAGGAAUGCAAAGAAAAAUUAAAGAAAGCUCAAGACCAUAUGGACGCUGUAGACGAAAAACUACGUUCCACUCAAAAAUCUAGUCCGGAAUACGAAGAAAUUUUCGAAGAAUAUCUGCAAGCGCAAGAACAAUUAGAUAAUGAAAGAAAAACCUUCGAGGAUUUAGAAUUUCAUCAUUUAGAAGAAGAAGCCGAUUGGUUAGCUAGCAGGGAAGAGCUCCAAAGGGAAAUUUUAGAUCUAUCGAAACGAAUCGAAAAUUUGAAAAGUAAUAUUGAAGAUUUGGAACAACAAAAGAUGGAUACCUCGAGGACGAAUUCGAACGAAUUCAAAACAAUAGAUCGUCAAAAAACGGAAUGCAUGAUGAGAUUAGAAGAAAUCAGAAAUAGAUUAAAAAGUAUCGAUAACGAAUUACUUUUGUAUUCGUACGAAGAAUCCGAACAGGAAAUUUCGAGCGAUACCGAUAGCGAAAAAUCGAAAGACAUCGAAAAACGUUUAUCUUUCGGUAAAAUCACCGACAUGAGCUGCUCGAUCAUCGUCAGUAAUUCCAAAAUACCCGACAAAGACAUGUAUAAUAUGUCGCAAUCUUUUAACGAAAAAAUGUUUCAAGAAAAAUCGAUUCUUGAAGUCGGAAUGGAAAAAAAGUUUCCCAGUCAAGACGACAUAGAUAGAAUAAGCAGAGUAACUUCGGAUACGCCCAUCAUCGAAGAAGGAGGACAAGGUUCUCUAGGGAGGAAAACGAUUGAAUCUCUAAAGGAAAUCGAACGUAAUCGACACAUACAUCUGUGUCAACAAGGAUCACAAGUUAUAGAGCAAGAAAGACAAAGAGUCAAUGCUCUAAAACAGAGAGUACAAGAGGAAGUGAAGAGCAAAUGGGCGAAAAGGAUACAGGAUUGUAAUUCUUUGAAUUCUUCGGAGGAGUCGGAAGAAACUCAAAAUAGUUGUAUCGACGAUGAACAGAAAAACGAUUCCAAACAAUCAAUGGAUGACCAAAAUUCAAAAGAUUUGUCACGUGGUGAAUCGGAAAAUGCAGAAUCGCCGAGACCUCUGUCGGAAACCAGCGAAAUGAGCUUGGAAGUUGGUACUUUGAAUAGAAAAAGGAAACCAAUAAGUGAUAAACAACGACCACUGACGAGGUAUCUACCUAUAAGAGGUUCAGAUCUGGAUUUACGACAACAUAUAGAAUCCGCAGGUCACCAAGUAGUGCUGUGCCCCCAUGUGAUUAUAAAUUCUAGUAUUUGUAGGGGAUAUCUCCAUAAAAAAGGUUCUAAAUUGAAUGGUUGGUCCAGAAGAUGGUUCGUGUUCGACAGAAAUAAGCACACUUUCGCUUACUAUUCCGACAAAAGUGAAAAGAAACCCAGAGGUGGAGCUUAUUUCCAGGCUAUCGAAGAAGUUUAUCUCGACCACUUGAAUAGUGUAAAGUCCCCCAAUCCCCAUUUAACUUUUAUCGUAAAAACACACGAGCGCCUCUACUAUUUAAUGGCACCUUCUCCGGAAGCUAUGCGAAUUUGGGUGGACGUUAUCUUCACAGGUGCUGAAGGUUAUCGAGAAUUCGAAGCAGGAACUUGAUUAGUUUCUACAUUUGACGUUUUCGAGUUUGAAAUUUCGAGAAAUAUAUUUUCUUAUACAUGUACAAUUUGUCGUAAUGACUAAAAAUCAUCGUACGGACGCAUAUUUUUCUAAUGAAUUAUUUAGUUUUAUAUAUCAAUAUUUGUAUAUAAGUAGAAUAUAUAAUGUGAUAGAUCUAAUUGAUUUGAAUUUCGGUGAAUGGUGGUUACCGAUGAACGUUUUACUUGGAAGACGUAUUUUUGAUCUAAUUUAUACAAGAUAGUGGCCUUCGAAUGAAAACAAAUAAAUUUAUUAGAUUUUAAGAUUUUUUUUAAUGUGUUUUUACACUACUAAGACUGUAAACCCAAUUAUUUGUGUUAACUCGUAUUAAACUAUAUUAAUAUUACA